Myotis lucifugus (little brown bat) is the source of this 1662-nucleotide messenger RNA. Its product is annotated as zinc finger protein 883-like. The transcript is spliced from 3 exons. Gene Ontology annotation, biological process: negative regulation of transcription by RNA polymerase II. Bases 1 to 1614 code for a protein of 537 amino acids. NCBI's taxonomy places the organism in Eukaryota, Metazoa, Chordata, Mammalia, Chiroptera, Vespertilionidae. Gene Ontology annotation, molecular function: DNA-binding transcription repressor activity, RNA polymerase II-specific. The record is from RefSeq and is a predicted model, not a curated record.
AUGGUGUAUGAUCUUUCUAAUAUAAUCCUGGAAUUGAUCUGCCAGAAUUUUACUGAGGAUUUUAGCAUCUAUCGGGGCCAUUGCGACUACAGUGGGAGAGCUAUGUGUUGCUGCUGUGGAGCAGAGAAUGUGGAGGCACCGACUGGGAAAAACAUUUCUGUAGGGGUGUUACAGAGAGGUCACACUGAAGAAAGGCCUUAUCAGUGCAGUGAAUAUGGGAAAUCUUUUAGCAGUAGUAACUGCCUAGAUGACCACCAAGCUUUGUACACUGGAGAAAGGCCUUAUGAGAGCAGUGAAUGUGGAAAAGCUGUUACCAGAAGCAGUGCCCUCCAUGAUGAUCGGGGAGUUCACACAGAAGAAAUACCUUAUGAGUACAGUGAGUGUGGGAAACCUUUUACCAGUAGCAGUAACCUUCAUUGUCACCAGAGAGUUCACACUGGAGAAAGGCCUUAUAAAUGUAGUGAGUGUGGGAAAGCUUACUGCAGUCGCACUAAACUUUGUUGUCAUCAGAGAGUGCACACUGGAGAAAGGCCUUAUCAUUUCAGUGACGGUGGGAAAUCCUUUACCACUAAGACCCACUUUCCGAGUCAUCAGAGAGUGCAUACAGGAGAAAAUCGUUAUAAAUGCAGUGAAUGUGGAAAGUCUUUUACAAGGAGCACUGGUCUCCAAUAUCAUCAGAGAGUUCACACAGGAGAAAAGCCUUAUCAGUGCAGUGAAUGUGGGAAAACUUUUACAGGUCCCAGUGGUCUCCAAUAUCAUCAGAGAGUUCACACUGGAGAGAAGCCUUACCAGUGCAGUGAAUGUGGGAAAUCCUUUAUCACUAAGACCCACCUUCAUAGACAUCAGAGAGUUCAUACAGGAGAAAAGGCUUAUAAAUGCAGUGACUGUGGGAAAUCUUUUACCACAUUCACUGACCUUUGUCAUCAUCAGAGAAUUCAUGUUGGAGAAAAGCCUUAUAAAUGUACUGAAUGUGGAAAAGCUUACACCAGUAGCACUAAACUUUGUCGUCAUCAGAGAGUGCACAAUGGAGACAGGCUUUAUCACUGCAGUGAAUGUGAGAAAUCUUUUAUCACUACCACGAAACUUUGUCAUCAUCAGAGAGUUCACACUGGAGAAAAGCCUUAUAAAUGCAGACUAUGUGAGAAAUCUUUUACCACUAACACCAACCUUCGUAGUCAUCAAAGAGUUCAUACAGGAGAAAAGCCUUAUCAAUGCAGUGACUGUGGAAAAUCUUUUACCUGGAACAGUGAUCUUCGUCGUCAUCAGAUAGUUCAUACAGGAGAAAAUCCUUAUAAAUGCAGUGAAUGUGGAAAGUCUUUUACAAGUAGCACUCGUCUCAAAUAUCAUCAGAGGGUUCACACUGGAGAAAAACCUUAUAAAUGCAGUGAAUGUGGGAAAUGUUUUACCUGUAGUGCUAACCUUCAUACUCAUCAGAGAGUGCACACUGCAGAGAAGCCUUAUAAAUGCAGUGAAUGUGGGAAAUCUUUUACCUGGAGCACCAACCUUCGUACUCAUCAGAGAGUUCACACUGGAAAACAGCCUUAUAAAUGCAGUGAAAGUCUUCAAAAUCAUCAGAGAGCUCACACUGGAGAAAGCUGUUAUGAGUGCAAUUAAAGUGAGAUAUCUCUCAGUCUAAUUUGUAAAUAAUUCUACGUAACAAAG